CAUGUUUCGGAAGCCCUAUAUCAAAACUGAUUCGGAUAGUGAAGACGAUCAUCCAGUGAAAAGUCAACGAUUAAGCAAGAUUUCAGAGGGGAAAAAAUUCAAAACGCUUACCGAUAACUCAACAUCAACUAGCUUGAAAAAAUUUACAAAUUAUGAAUCUUCUAUUGAUAGCGAUUCUGAAAUCCUUGCUAAGCCUCGUAAUAAAUUCAUGACUCUGUCAAGAGCCGCUAAGUCUAAACUUUCCUUCACAAUUUCGAAAUCUGAUAGUAUGAAAAGUAUAUCUAAAGUUCGCAACGAAGCAAUUAAAGCAUUUAUGGCCGCAAGCAACGAAAUAUGUAGUGAAAAAGACUCAUCAAAAACCUGUUUGAAACCCAUUUCAAGGAGCGAGUUGUCGAAAUCCGAAAUGUCGAAAAUAAAGCCAAUAAUUGGUAAAAUACCUCAUAAACAAAAACCUACAGCUGAACAUAAAUCAUUUGAGAGUAUUGUUAACACUACUGCAACGUCCUCCCUUUCCCAAUCAAUGGAAGACCAAUCUGAAAUAGAAUUUGAAGAACCAAAGAAACCUAGCGUGUCUCGUUCCAAAGAAAAAUACUUGAGUAAAGAUAGGGAAAAAAAUUUGAGAAGAUCGCUUGAAGCAUAUUCCCAUGGAGAAAAUGAAGUAUCAUCGUAUCCAUUUGAAAAACCUACUUCUCGCAAACAAAAUCGAAUGUGUUUACCGAGUUAUCUAAAUCCGUUUCAAAGAUUUGCGCAAAGGAGCAAUAUGGGAAAUGUAACGUAUAACCCAAUGUCUGAAUUUAUGACAAAGUAUGAAAGUCUAUCAGAGUCUUAUUUUGAUACUCAUUGUCAUCCGGAUUAUAUUCUAAAGCAACAAGAAUAUACGGGAAGCUUCGAAUCAUAUAUGAACGAUAAUGCUAUGUCAACGCCUAAGACUUAUAAAGGCUGUUUGGCAAUUUUUUGCGAUCCUAAAGAAUUUAAAUGCAAUCCACAUGCUUUGUGGAAUCAGACGUUGAAAGUGUCCAACGUUUACGGAUCGGUUGGUUGUCAUCCUAAGAAAGCCAAAUAUUAUAGACCCUACCAUGAUAAUAUUCUGGAAGAAAUGCUUGAUCAUCCGAAAUGCAAAGCAAUUGGAGAAAUUGGACUCGACUAUUCUGGAUCUUUUGCGAUGGACGAGGAAAUUCAGAAGCGAAUUCUUCACAAACAUUUAAAAAUGGCUAUUAAAAAGAAAAAACCCAUUGUAAUACACUCUCGCGAUGCAGAUGACGAUAUCGUUCAAGAACUAUUAAAGCAUGAUUUACGUCUGCAUAAAAUUCAUAGACAUUGUUUUACGGGCAAUGUACAAACAAUGAAAAAUUGGCUUCAAAUCUUUCCAAAGUCUUUUGUUGGUUUCACUCCUCUUGUGACAUAUGACAAUAGCCAAAGAUGUCUGAACAUACGAGAAUGCGUAAAAGAGAUACCAUUGAAUAAGUUAUUGAUUGAAACUGAUUCCCCAUAUUUCUUACCUUCUGAAAUUCCAAAAAAUUACUUUGACAAUAAUACUUCUUAUCCACCAAUGGCAGUGACUGUGGCUGCGGAAAUAGCUUCCAUUCGGGGGAUAACGACCGAUGAAGUAUUAUUUCAUUGCAGAAGAAACGUAAGAGAAAUGUACGGUAUUAUAUAUUAA
Molecule: messenger RNA, 1660 nt
Organism: Dimorphilus gyrociliatus
Lineage: Eukaryota; Metazoa; Annelida; Polychaeta; Dinophilidae
Source: the annotation of a GenBank genome assembly